UAUAACCCAAUUUUAUCAUCACAUUAUUUACAUUCGUCGACCUCUUCGCGUUCAUUAUCAGUUUCAAAACAGCAAAGUCGAUCGGUUACCGAAUAUUUUAUCGCGUACCAUUGUUAUCUAGAGAACUUUACACCACAUCGUAAAAUGUACUAAACGUAGUAAUAGAAUGUCUUAAUCGGUUUUCCAAUUUCAUUUCGAUACGUUCCAAUUCAUUUUAAUUCAACGUUAUGUUCUCGAAAUUAGCGUGCAGCUUUUGUAGAAAUGUCCGAUUCUAUUCGGGGGACGUUUCUCGGACGGCUCUUUACAAUUUCCACGUGCAAAACGGCGGAAAAAUGAUCGAUUUCGGCGGGUUUAUGUUACCCGUUCAAUACAACGAUCAAAGUAUAAUCAAUUCGCAUUUAUUUACGCGAAAAAGUGCCUCGUUGUUUGAUGUUUCUCACAUGUUACAAACAGAAAUAUUAGGAAAUGAUUGUUCUGAUUACUUAGAAUCUUUAUGCACGGCCGAUUUAAAGUCAUUACAAAAAGACACAUCGGCUUUAACGGUUUUUACGAACGAAAAAGGGGGUAUUUUAGACGAUUUAAUUGUAACAAAAAUUGAGGAGGACCACUUAUUCGUCGUUUCCAACGCAGCUCGCAAAAAUCACGACCAAAACUUGCUAAAACAAGCUUUGAAUAAGCACAAAGCCCUACAUCCAAAAAGCAAUACCAAAUUGCACUUUUUCGAUCCAAUGGAACGCUCCUUAAUCGCGUUGCAAGGCCCGAAAGCUGCGGAAAUUCUCCAAAAAGUCACCAACGUUGAUCUAACCUCAAUCUUCUUCAUGAAAUCGAUCCCAGCUUCAGUUUGCGGGGUUGAAUUGUGCAGGAUAACCCGGUGCGGUUACACAGGAGAGGAUGGAUUCGAAAUUUCAGUUCCUUCCUUAAAAAUAGUUGAUGUAGCGAAUGAAUUAAUCAAAAAUAGCGAUGUUAAAUUAGCCGGAUUAGGCGCGAGGGAUUCUUUGAGGUUAGAAGCCGGGUUGUGCCUUUAUGGGAACGAUAUUACCGAAGAAACCACCCCCGUUGAAGCCGGCUUAACUUGGUUAGUGGCCAAAAGUCGCCGGGAACGCUGCAAUUUUCCAGGGGGUGAUGUCAUUUUGAAUCAGAUUAAAGUUGGAUCCAUCAUUAAGCGAGUUGGUUUAAUGACGGAAGCGGGGCCCCCACCCAGGCAAGGCGCGGUCAUUUUAGACAAAAACGGGGGGAAAAUUUUAGGGGGCGUCACUUCCGGGUGCCCCUCGCCCACGUUAACCAAAAAUAUCGCUAUGGGAUAUGUUCCCGUCGAGUUUAGUAAAAUUGGAAAUGAACUCACCUUGAAAAUCAGGGAGAAGAUUUAUCCCGCGAAGGUCGUUAAAAUGCCCUUUGUACCAGCUAAAUACUAUAAUAAGAAAAAUUAAUUAAUAAAUCUUUUAAUAAACA
Molecule: messenger RNA, 1449 nt
Organism: Onthophagus taurus
Lineage: Eukaryota; Metazoa; Arthropoda; Insecta; Coleoptera; Scarabaeidae
Source: RefSeq, a predicted model, not a curated record